This is a messenger RNA of Plasmodium falciparum 3D7, 1014 nucleotides long. The record is from RefSeq and is a predicted model, not a curated record. NCBI's taxonomy places the organism in Eukaryota, Apicomplexa, Aconoidasida, Haemosporida, Plasmodiidae.
AUGGGACCCCGGACAAAAGAAAAGGAUUUAAAUUUGUUUAUAUUAUUAUACAAACAUAAUUUUAAUUUUAAAAUUUUAAAAAGUUCUGCCUCAAAAAAAAAAGAAUUUUGUGAAGACUCUAAUGAUAUUACAAAAGAGUGUGAUGAUCAUUAUGAAAAUUUAAAAAAAAAAAAUGAAAUGUCAUAUGGGAAAGAACAAAUAAAUAUUGUUAAUAAUAAUAUUAAUAAGAAUAAAAUAAAGUAUACACACAUAUUGAACAAUACAAAUAAUUUAAAUGAUUUUAUAUGUAGUGAAGAAAAAAAUGGGAAAGAUAUUAAGAGUGAUAUUUUUUUCCAUAACGAUUUCUUAAUAUAUAAAAAUAUUAAAACAAAAGUGUGUCAUAAUAAAAAAAAUGAAAUUAAAUUUAUAUCGAAACAUUUUUUUUAUCAUUUAAAUAAAUACCAUAAAAAUAUUGUAAAUUCUUUUUUUAAUGAAUGUUUUUAUAAAUAUACAAAAACAUCUAAAAUAUUUUUUGGAGUAUUAUUAAGUUUUUCUAUUUUAUUAAGUUUAUUUUUAGUCACCUCAUCAAAUUUUUUAGAAUAUAAUAUAAUUUUAAAAUAUCAUAUAAAAUUUCAUUCAUUACUUUUUGCAUUUUUCUCAUCAUAUUAUUUGGGAUUGCAAAUAGCUAAUUAUUAUUUUAUAAAUAAUAUUCAUAACUUUUUUAGUAGUUUUUUUUUUCUUACUUCUAUUAGCUCUAUAUAUUUAGCUGACUAUUACAUAUGGGCAUCUUAUUAUUUUUUAAGUUUCAAUUAUUUCAUUUUUUUAUUAUUUAAUUAUUAUAAUAUGUAUUAUCUAAAUGUAAUACCAAAAUUUAUAUUUAAAAAUGUAAACAGAAUUUUUUUGUUUUCUCUUUUCUCUAAUUAUCUAGCCAUAAAUAAAGGAAAGUUCAUAGAAAAAAAUAUCGAUUUCUUGAAAAAUGAAGAUACCAAUAUAUCUUUUGGGGGGCUCUUUAAAAUUUUACCAUAUUUUUUAUAA